Photinus pyralis (common eastern firefly) is the source of this 447-nucleotide messenger RNA. Its product is annotated as gametogenetin-binding protein 2-like. NCBI's taxonomy places the organism in Eukaryota, Metazoa, Arthropoda, Insecta, Coleoptera, Lampyridae. Bases 31 to 333 code for a protein of 100 amino acids. The transcript has 2 exons. The record is from RefSeq and is a predicted model, not a curated record.
AGCUUGCCUAGUUCUCCUGAAGGCUCAGAAAUGGCAUGUUCUGACGGAUGUUGCCAGCCGGAGCGCGAGUAUAACGCUUCUCCUAAAUUUACAUUCGGCAACGGACAACUUAGCCUACAAGAAAUGCUAGAGGACCGAUUUUAUUGUGAUAACGAUAGUGACUGUUACAUAACUGCCGAAGAAGUUAAAGAAUUUCAAAGCAACAAUAGACAAGUGUACGAAAAGCGCCAACAAUUACGCGAAACAUUGCAGAAGCGAUUUGCACAAUUGUGCGUAAAUGGACCCUUGCAAGUGCCUCGAAUGCUUGUACAAUCCAAGUACGCUUCAAACUAAGAAAGGUUAUGAAAUAUAACAGAGAAGGCUGAUGAUGGUUAUGGUUUAUUUCGUUUCCUUUUGUUUUUCUAUCUAAUGUACAAAUAUUUGAAAUUCUGUGUAAAAGUUUCAUUC